This is a messenger RNA of Phymastichus coffea, 7713 nucleotides long. Its product is annotated as transcription initiation factor TFIID subunit 1-like. Gene Ontology annotation, cellular component: transcription factor TFIID complex. Lineage: Eukaryota; Metazoa; Arthropoda; Insecta; Hymenoptera; Eulophidae. Gene Ontology annotation, biological process: transcription by RNA polymerase II; RNA polymerase II preinitiation complex assembly. Gene Ontology annotation, molecular function: RNA polymerase II general transcription initiation factor binding; TBP-class protein binding; histone acetyltransferase activity. The record is from RefSeq and is a predicted model, not a curated record. Bases 422 to 6154 code for a protein of 1910 amino acids. The transcript is spliced from 14 exons.
UUAGAGCAAAAGUUUCUCCACUUGACGGUUGAUAUGUUUAAUUUAUAUUGUUCGCAACUGGAUAAUUGAUUGUUAAUACCGAAACUUAUGAAUAAGUGAAAAACAACAACUUGUUCCCAAAAAAUGGAAAUGGUACAGUGACGUUGAAUUUACGUGAGGGGCUCUUGUUGGAUUGUGUUUAUUUACUAGUAGAAGUGGUUCCGCAGAUUGAUAUAUUUUAUUUGCUUACAAAUGGCUAUCGAUGGAAAUGAUGUACGAAGGAAUUUGUAAUCUUUUGGCGUACAGUGAAUAUUUUAGAGAUACUUGUGUAACCUCGGUUUUUUAAACUAAACGCUCCUAGUGUUUAUCUACUUGUGACAAGUAGAUACCACUUUGUUAGGUCCUUCAGGACUUUAAAUUUUUUUAAGGAAUAAUUGUCAUAAUGUCGGAGUCCGAUGAAGAUCACGAUAGAGAUUACGACUCUAAGGGAGUAGAUCUUGCCGGAUUUAUGUUUGGUAACAUUGACGAGAAUGGGCAACUCGAAAAUGACAUUCUUGACUCCGAUGCCAAACAACAUCUUUCAUCACUAAACCAACUAGGUAUUGGUUCCUUUCUGAUGGAAAUAAUGUCAGAGGAAACAGAUGACAAAAAAGAAAAAGAUGAAUCUGAGACUGAAGAAAAUAGCAAGGAACCCAUACAGAACGGAGAUGUUAAUGCGGAAGAUAUAAAAGAUGUUGAUUAUCUUGGUAAGGACCCAGAGGCAUUGGAUUUUUCGGAUAUCAAUGAAUUAGCAGAUGACUGUGUUGAUUCUCUUCAAGGAAUGUCCAAUGGAACAAAGUCGGAAAAAGAGGCUGGCUAUGACGCUGAUGAUGAAGAUAUAGAACAUAAAGAAGACAAAGAUUUAAUGCCUCCACCUCCUGUACCAGAAGAAAAAGAACCAUUGACUGCUGAGGAAGAAACAUUAGUGAUGCAAAGAAAACUUGAAACUCCUCUUGCUUCUGUGUUACCAUCUAAAUAUAUUAAUGUUGAUGUUACAGAACUUUUUCCACAUUUUCGUCCACAAAAAGUUCUUCGAUUUUCUAAAUUGUUUGGUCCAGGUAAACCAAAUAGUUUGCCACAGAUAUGGAGAGGUGUAAGGAAAAGACGUAAAAAGAAACAAAUGCAGCAGGAUACUAUUAAAGAUUCAGAUUCUGGAUCUGACAAAGAAAAUAAAAAAAAUAAAUUUAGGGGGUGGACUAUGAACUAUGGACCAGAUCCAACUCAAGAUCAAUUGGCUGAAGAUGAUGAGGAUGCUUUAUUAAUGCCAGCAAAAGAUGAAGAGCAAGAGAAGAAUCCUGGCGAGACUGAUGAAAAUGAUAUGGGGCCAAAAGUUGCUGACUGGAGAUUUGGGCCAGCUCAAAUUUGGUAUGACAUUCUCGAAGUGCCAGAAACUGGAGAAGGCUUCAACUAUGGUUUUAAGUUAGCAGAAGAAGUAGAAGAACAGACUGCAGUUAAAGAUGAAAAUGUUGAUGAAGAUGCUUUUCUUAUGGUUUCUCAACUGCAUUGGGAAGAUGAUGUGAUCUGGAAUGGUGAUGAUGUCAAACACAAGACCAGAAAUAAAUUAAACUCGAGAAAUAAAGCUGCUGGUUGGGUACCAUCGAGCGAUAAUAGAACAGCACAAGCUUUCAGUCAGCCGGGAAAAGCGAUACCUGGUCAAAUCGCUCCGAAUGUCAGAUUGGCAACUUCACAAAUUGCCGUACCAGCUCAUAUGCAGAAUCAGAAACAUAAAAAUGUUAAUGUUAAUAAAGAUCAAGCCAAUGAAUACACUGACGAUACGUGGUAUUCAAUUUUCCCGGUUGAAAACGAAGAACUUGUCUACGGUUUAUGGGAAGACGAGAUUAUUUGGGACGCUGAAUCCAUGAAAAAAAUACCAAAACCGAAAAUUCUGACUCUUGAUCCGAACGACGAGAAUAUUAUUCUUGGUAUUCCCGAUGACAUCGAUCCAGCUUUGAUGCAUAGAAGCAAUGGGCCACAACCAAAAGUAAAAAUUCCUCAUCCUCAUGUUAAGAAGAGCAAACUUCUACUAGGUAAAGCUGGAGUGAUUAAUGUUUUGGAGGAGGAUGCACCACCACCACCACCAAAGUCACCGACUAAUAGUGAUCCCUUUAAUAUAUCUAACGAUAUUUAUUAUAUGCCUAAAUCAUCAGAAACCACUAUAAGACUGAAAGUUGGCGGUGGCAAUCUCAUACAGCAUAGUACCCCGAUAGUUGAGCUACGAACUCCAUUUGUACCGACUUACAUGGGACCGAUGCGACUUAGAAACUUUCAUCGACCACCUCUCAAGACAUAUUGUCGCGGUGCUUUGGCUCAUUCAGGCCCACACAGCGUGAUGCCUUUAACUAAGUUCAUCAAGAAGCAAGCAAAACUACGAGAGCAAGAGCGAAUAGCCUCAGGUGGUGGUGAUGUGUUCUUCAUGCGCACGCCAAACGACUUAACAGGUCGCGAUGGUGAAAUAGUGUUGAUAGAGUUCUCUGAAGAACAUCCACCACUUGUCAAUCAAGUAGGCAUGUGCUCAAAAAUUAAAAACUACUACAAACGCAAUGUUGGUAAAGAUACUGGCCCACCCGAGUUCAAAUACGGGGAAACAGCUUACGCACAUACGAGUCCGUUCCUCGGUGUUCUUACGCCCGGUCAAACAAUACAAGCCAUAGAAAAUAAUAUGUACAGAGCACCGAUCUACGAGCACAAAGUCAACGAUACCGAUUUUCUUGUAAUCAGAACACGAGAUCAGUACUAUAUCAGAGAGGUCGACGCAUUAUUUUUAGCUGGACAGGAGUGUCCAUUAUAUGAGGUUCCAGGACCCAACUCGAAGAGAGCCAACAACUUCGUUCGAGAUUUCUUGCAAGUAUUCAUCUAUCGACUCUUCUGGAAAUCCAAGACUAAUCCGAGAAAAAUAAUGAUGGAUGACAUUAGGAAAGCUUUUCCUCUGCAUAGCGAGAGUACUAUUAGGAAGCGCUUGAAAUUGUGCGCUGAUUUUAAAAGGACAGGAAUGGAUUCGAACUGGUGGGUUAUCAAACCAGAUUUUCGUUUACCAACCGAAGAGGAAAUUCGUGCGAUGGUGUCGCCCGAACAAUGCUGUGCUUAUUUUAGUAUGAUAGCCGCUGAACAAAGAUUGAAAGAUGCCGGUUAUGGUGAGAAAUUUUUGUUUACUCCUCAAGACGAUGAUGAAGAAAUGCAGUUAAAAAUGGAAGACGAAGUCAAAGUUGCUCCAUGGAAUACUACACGUGCCUACAUACAAGCCAUGAAGGGUAAAUGCUUGUUACAACUGACUGGUCCAGCUGAUCCGACAGGUUGCGGAGAAGGAUUUUCGUAUGUCAGAGUUCCUAACAAACCGACUAUCAGCAAGGAGGAACAAGAGGCUCAACCGAAGCGAAUCGUCAAUGGCACAGACGCUGAUUUACGUCGUCUACCGCUUAACGCAGCCAGAGCAUUGUUGCGUAAAUUCAGAGUACCCGACGACGUAAUCAUGAAGCUCUCGCGAUGGGAAGUUAUCGACGUUGUGCGCACAUUGUCAACUGAGAAAGCGAAGGCUGGAGAGGAGGGCAUGACAAAGUUCUCCAGAGGCAAUCGUUUCUCUAUCGCUGAGCAUCAAGAACGUUACAAAGAAGAGAGUCAGCGUAUUUUUGAUCUUCAAAAUCGUGUGUUAGCGUCUAAUGAAGUUCUCAGUACCGACGAAGGAGAAAGUUCAGAUGAAGAUAGUUCGGAUAUCGAGGAAAUGGGAAAGAAUAUUGAGAACAUGUUAAGCAAUAAGAAGACUAGCACACAGUUGAUUCUUGAAAGGGAAGAACAGCAGAGGCAGGAAUUGAAGAGAAUGAUGAUGAAAAAUGAUCAUUCGGAUACGCAAGAUGAUAAGAAGUUUAAAGACAAGAAGAAAGAUAUCGAAGAUGAGAAUUCAAGCUCAAAUUUCAAUACUCAACCAGGUCGAGUAUUAAAAAUUUACAGAACAUAUCGGAAUGCCGACGGUUCAGUGUUCACACGUACAGAGAUCGUACGCAAACCAGCGGUGAUCGACACGUACUUAAAAGUUCGUAAUUCCAAAGAUGAGACUUUCAUUAAGCAAUUCACCAGCAUCGAUGACGUACAGAAGGAAGAGAUGAAACGUGAGAAACGUCGCAUUCAAGAGCAAUUACGUCGUAUCAGACGUAAACAAGAACGCGAAAAAAUGCUCGCUGGUGGUGGGCGCAACUUCAGCCACUUGAAUCUGUCCAAUCAUUCGCAAAAUCUACUCGAUCGCAGUGACGACAUAUCGCCAGUCAAUUCAUCCUAUGAUGGCAAUCCUUCUCCAAGUAAUUUUCCAUUCCCAAAUAACAAACCAUCUCUCACUAACAAUAUAAAAGCUUUAUCCACAUCUGACUUUCCAAUAUCUUCGCCCUCUAAAAGUAAAAAACCCAAAUUAAAAUCAGAUGUCAAGCUCAAAUGUGGUGCCUGUGGCAACGUCGGACACAUGAGGACCAACAAGUCAUGUCCACUCUAUCAAAACAGUUUAGGAGCACCAUCGGUCACUCCUACUCCCAUGCCCGUGGUUGAGGAACCAGAAAUUGAGGUGGAGAAACCGAAUUAUACCGAAAAUCAGGAUCUCGUUAACGUCGAUGGCACCAAAGUCAAACUCUUGGCGAAACUUAUCAAGCAUGUUGAAGAGAUGAAGAACCGUACGAAUAUUCUGAAAAUGCCAAAAGAGCAAACAACAUCGACAAAACGUAAACGGCAGCAUGGCGAAGAUGAUUUUGAUUACGUUAAACGUUAUCAAAGACCAGCUGGUGCGAAUCGUCGACGAACGGAUCCAGUUGUCGUUCUAUCCUCGAUCUUCGAAGAUAUUCUUAAAAAUUUACGUACCCAAGAAUUUGCACCUUUUCUGACACCUGUCAACUCGAAACUAGUACCAGAUUAUCACCGUAUAGUUACACAGCCGAUUGAUUUGCAAACGAUCAAUGAUAACCUUCGCCAAAAAAAGUACCAGUGCCGGAAGGAACUUUUAGCCGAUAUGAACCAGAUAAAAUUGAACAGUGCGUUAUACAAUGGUCCUGAACAUCCACUCACGCACACCGCACAAAGAAUGUUAGAAUUGUUCGCCAAAUUAGUAGCCGAGAAAGAUGAGAAAAUAAUCAGGCUAGAAAAAGCUAUAAAUCCAUUGUUGGAUGAUAAUCAUCAAGUCGCCUUUACAUACAUCCUCACGUCAAUGAUUGAAAAUACUAUUAAAAUAAUGCCUGAAGCUACACAGUUCUUGAAGCCAGUUAACAAAAAAAUUUAUAAAGAUUAUUACGACAUCGUUAAAAAUCCUAUGGAUGUUGAAACCAUUCAUAAGAAGAGCUCAGCACACAAAUAUCAUUCUCGCACAGAAAUCGUUAGAGAUUUUCAACAGAUCUAUGAAAACAGUGUGAUGUAUAAUGGUGAUCUUUCACCUUUGACUUCCAAAGCUGAUAUUCUGCUAAAGACGGUCACUGAUUAUUUGAAUAAUAUAUCCGAGCACUUGACGAGACUGGAGAAUAAAAUCAUGGAAGCACAGCAGAAAGCUAUUGAACAAGAUGAUUCGUGGAUCCCCGAGGAGGAGAAUUACAUCAUUCCCGAACCAGAAUUCAGAAGCACUCAAGCCACUUCUCCAGAAGAAGUUUUAAAAACAAAUAUGGACAUCUCUGAUAUAGUAGACAUUGAAGGUGUCGAAGUAGAUGUUGGACUUGAUAGACCGGCAGCCGUUCAAAAGAGCGAUGUACUUGAAGAAGAUUUGCAAUGUUCGAGCGAAGACGAAUUCGAUGAAGUACCUUUUGGAGUAGACGAUGCUUUCGAAGCGACGGAAUUGAAACCUUUGAUGCCAGUAGAAGUUUCAGCCGAUGAAUUGCUUGCCGAUGAUGGUAGUCAACAAGUUGCCGAGGCUAUGAUUCAACUCGGUAAUGCUGGAUCUUACGUGGAACCGCCAUCGAAUCAUGCAGAUGAAAGUCUCGACUCAAACUACGAUCCAUCGGAUGCAUUCUUCAACACAAUACCGGCAAGAAAAGAUGAUGGUUAUAAGAUUCAAGAUGAUUUAGCUGUAUCCGAUAGUGAUGAAGAAGAUAAAAAAUCGGGUAUAAAAAUUGAGAUUGAAGCACAUCCGAUUCCAAUCCAACAACAAACGGAAGAUGAUCUCGGAAACUUAUGGUUUUAAGCUAGCUGUUAAAUUGGUGGGUUUUAAUAAUGUUAACCCAUAUAUUUAACGUAUGGAUUUUUAAUAAAUUGAAAUUAAUAUAUAUUUUCGCGGAUCAAGCUAGUUAUUGAGCAUUAUGUAUAUAAACUUUGGUAAUAUAUUUCAGAAACAAUUUUUUUUAUUAAUAUCAUCACCUGUAUGUAAAUAUGUAAAUGUCUUAAAUCACAUUUUACUGCUUCAAAAUUUAUAUGUAAGUUGCAUCUAAUCGUGUGACAUGUAGUAUUUAUAUGUAUUUUGAAAAAAACGUUUAUUGUGAUAAUCACUGGAACAUUAGUGUUAUGAUUUGAUCAAUCAUCGAGUGUGCAAUAGACAUUUAACAAAGAAAUUGUAAAUUAUAGAUCAAGUUAAACUUUAUAUUCUCCAAAAUUUUUUAUCUAUUUUGGAUUUAGUGUUUUUUACAUAGAAAAUCUCAUUUUCUAUGUCAACAAAAAUUAUACCGCGGCCAGUGUAUUUAACGAUGAAUCAUGAUAAUCAUGAUGUCCAUAGCAUUUUUGUAACCAAUGAUAUGAAUAUCAUAAAUACAAUUUUUGGCGUUUUUGUAGUUUUAUGCUACAUCAAGUUUAUAAAGGCGUAUUUGCCUUUUGUAAAUCAUUUACGCUGCGACAAAUAAAAUUCAAUCUUUUUUUUUUAAUUAUUAUAUAUAUACAAUUAUUCAAUGCCAUAGCUUUCACACAUAACUUUAGUAGUUAUCGAUAAUUUCUAUUGAUAAAUAAAUAAUGUACGUGAUUCUUUCUUCAUUUUCUAAAAGUGAUUAACAAGAAUAUGAUGCUAAUUAUUCGUUAAUAAUUGAUAAUAUGUUAAUAAUUAAUAGAUGUCUACUUUGUUCGUGCUGCAAAAUUUUAUUUUUAGGCAUUUUCUACUGUUAAUUACCUCUAUAAAGAAUAAGAAUAUGCAACAUAAUGAUAAUAAUUUUUUACUGUAAUUUAGAUUACUUUAACUUCAUUCCAUAAACGAUAAACCAAACCUUACUUUCUCCUUCUACAAACACUUGGGUUCUCUACCAAAAAAAUUACAUAAUUUAUCACGCAAUAAACAACAUAUCAUUUUUUUAUUAUCUAUGGUGUAAAUCAUAUAAGUAAAUUGUUUAUUUGGAAAAUGUGGAAGCUACGUGAUUCAUCACGUAUGAUACCGCGCGAUAUCACAAAGAUAAGAGACUUCCCUACCUCUUUUGUUUCUACCAAAGAUUCUGUGACUUCACGUGAUUUUAUAUAUAUGAUGAUGACAUUUCACGUGAUGUCACUAAGGUAAAUGGUUCGUAUAAAAGAAGAUAUCCUUUCCCGCACUUGUAUCAUAAUGUACUGUAAUUUAUUAUAAUAUUUAUUAUAUAAGGAAUAUAAAUAAUAUGACAUUCUUUCAUUCGCUAUUUAUGAAAAACUACGUUUAUAAAUGUAUUUAACGAAAGAAUUCAUGUUCGUAUUUGUAACCAAUUUUCUUUUUGGAUCUUUAUUUUUUACUACUUCUUUCGUAAAAAACAAGGUUUGCGUUUAAAUAAAUGCGAGGUGUAUUAAUUUACGUCCUGA